CUUCCGGCGCGGAUUGCGCGCAGGCGCAGAUUAACCAGCACCUAGCCUCAGGACCUAGGCCGAGUCACUUCCCAUAAUGCCGCGUUUCCGGAAGUUGCUGCUUUCCACGGUCACUGUGGAUUCGGCUUUGUCGCUGUCUGUACCACAGUAGGAGGAAGACAGAGCUGGCUACGCAGCCCAAAGGUCUAUUUAGGGGAUGCAGUUAUGGCGCUGUCGCCGUGGAACUUGUUUACUCCAUUCCUAUGUACCUACCUUUGCACCUUGUAAUCAUCUUUUUAUACUCCAGAUCUUUAUUUUGUGUCAGUAAGUAAUCCAUAAAGUGCCAGCAUGGGAAAGAAACGGACAAAGGGAAAACCUGUUCCAUUUGAUGAUUCUUCUGAAUCUUUAGAACUUAUGUGCAGACACAUUAGAAAAGGAUUGGAACAAGGUAAUUUGAAAAGGGCUUUAGUGAAUGUGGAAUGGAAUAUUUGCCAAGACUGUAAGAUGGACAAUAAAAUAAAAGAUAAAUCUGAAGAAGAAACAGAAGAAAAUCCUUCAGUUUGGCUAUGUCUUAAAUGUGGCCAUCAGGGUUGUGGCAGGAAUUCUCAGGAGCAGCAUGCCUUGAAGCACUACAUGGUUCCAAGAUCCGAGUCCCACUGUCUGGUUCUUGGCUUGGACAACUGGAGUGUGUGGUGUUACCUGUGUGAUACUGAAGUCCAGUAUUGCAGUUCAAGCAGAGUGAGUAAAGGAAUUCUUAAAGCAUUUGGUAAUUCUACUGAAAAAUUGGAUGAAGAACUGAAAAAUAAAGUUAAAGAUUAUGAAAAGAAAAAAUCAGUACCAAGUUUUGUGGAUCGCAUCUUUGGUGGUGAACUAACUAGUACAAUCAUGUGUGAUGAAUGCAGGACUGUGAGUGUUCAAUCCAACAUUGUUUGUAUCAGUUCACUCGUAAUGAGAAACUUCGAGAUGCAAAUAAACUGCUGUGUGAAGUAUGCACGCGGAGGCAAUGUAAUGGACCAAAGGCAAACGUAAAAGGUGAGCGGAAGCAUGUUUACACUAAUGCUAAAAAGCAAAUGCUAAUUUCUCUUGCCCCUCCUGUUCUCACUCUUCAUUUAAAGAGAUUUCAGCAGGCUGGUUUUAGCCUACGUAAAGUUAAUAAACACAUAAAGUUUCCAGAAAUCUUAGAUUUGGCUCCUUUUUGUACUCUUAAGUGCAAGAACGUUGCUGAAGAAAAUACAAGAGUCCUAUAUUCCUUAUAUGGAGUUGUGGAACACAGUGGUACAAUGAGAUCAGGGCAUUACACUGCCUAUGCCAAAGCAAGAACUGCAAAUCAUCAUCUCUCUAAUCUUGUUCUUCAUGGCGAUAUUCCACAAGAUUUUGAAAUGGAAUCCACCAAAGGGCAGUGGUUCCACAUCAGCGAUACACACGUGCAAGCUGUGCCUACAGCUAAGGUCCUGAGCUCACAAGCGUACCUCCUAUUUUACGAGCGGGUACUAUAACAACAGAUGUUUCCUCUGGAAGCGUUUAUAGCUUUUACAAUGGCUGUACUAACAAUAAAAAAAAUUAAGACUAUAAAUCAUGUUCACUUCACAUGACAGAAGAAAUCAUAAAUACUGAAGGGAAAAAAAUCCUUGGCAAUUCAGUGGUUUUUUCUCAUGUUUUUUUUCAUUCCUGCUUUGUUUCUGGAAAUUUGAAUUAAGUCCUCUGUGCUCAGUAUGUGGGUGGUGGGUCAUGACAUAUCAAUAAACUUACCUCCAAAA
Messenger RNA from Chinchilla lanigera (long-tailed chinchilla), 1736 nucleotides. RefSeq names its product ubiquitin specific peptidase 16 (gene Usp16). Lineage: Eukaryota; Metazoa; Chordata; Mammalia; Rodentia; Chinchillidae. Gene Ontology annotation, biological process: regulation of gene expression; regulation of cell cycle. The record is from RefSeq and is a predicted model, not a curated record. Gene Ontology annotation, molecular function: cysteine-type deubiquitinase activity; zinc ion binding.